Molecule: messenger RNA, 1035 nt
Organism: Sebastes umbrosus (honeycomb rockfish)
Lineage: Eukaryota; Metazoa; Chordata; Actinopteri; Perciformes; Sebastidae
Gene: frg1
Product: FSHD region gene 1
Exons: 9
Coding region: 140-907 (255 amino acids)
Cellular component (GO): catalytic step 2 spliceosome; striated muscle dense body; nucleolus
Molecular function (GO): actin filament binding
Source: RefSeq, a predicted model, not a curated record
AAGGUGUUCAUGUUGCUUACCGUAGACUGAGCGGUUGGAUGUGUUUUGAAUCAGACGUUGAAUGUCCCUCCGCGGCCGCCGUACUACUGUCUCUGUAGCCUGGUAGCCGUGCUAAGCUAACUACUAGCUCGGUGAAGCAAUGGCUGAAUAUUCUCACGUAAAAUCCACCAAACUGGUUUUGAAAGGUUCUAGCAAAGGGAAAAAGAGGAAGCAUAAAGAUAAGAAGAGAAAAGCAGGAGAUGACGAGGAAAAGGCUGAUAUUGUUGGUGGUUGGUGGGCUAUCAGCACCUUGGGGGAAAUCACUGGAACGGUUGCCAUAGAGAUGCAGAACAACUCGUACAUCCAUGCCCUGGAUAGUGGGCUUUUCACAGUUGGCGCACCACACAAAGAUGAUGAAGGACCCGACCCCCCAGAACAGUUUACUGCCAUCAAGCUCUCAGACGCAAGGAUAGCCUUGAAGUCUGGAUAUGGAAAAUACCUGGGCAUCAACUCUGAGGGUUUGGUAGUGGGCCGCUCUGAUGCCAUUGGCUCCAGGGAACAAUGGGAAGCAGUCUUCCAGGACGGCAAAAUGGCUCUCAUGGCAGCAAAUAGCUGUUUCAUCUCCUACAGUGACAGUGGGGACAUCGAGGCCAAGAGCAAGACAGCAGGGGAUGGCGAGAUGGUGAAGAUCAGAUCGAGUGCAGAACAAGAGGUCAAGCGUAAAGAUGAGAUUGCAGAAGAGGACAGAGGCAACGUGAAGUCUUGCGAGGUCAAUUAUGUGAAGAAGUUUCAGAGUUUUCAAGAUCGGCGGCUCAGGGUUAACGAGGGAGACUCCUCCACGCUAAAGAGAGCCAGAACAGACGGGAAGUUUCACGAAGCUUUGCUUGACAGGAGAGCCAAAAUGAAAGCAGACAGGUACUGCAAGUGAAGGCUCAACUUUGUAGAAUACUGCCAUGUCUUUGUAAAUGUCUUGAUUUUAAAGAUUUGGCCAUUUAAUGUAGUAUGUUUUUUUGUUUUGUUUUUAAUAUUUUAAAUAAAAGGACAUGGUCAAAUCAG